AGCAACGAACAGCAUUCGUUUCACUCAGAGCGUCGCCUCUACUACAAUUGCUCUUUAUCAUAAAGAUAAAUUUGAAUCCCACAACACCUAUACGUGUACCUUGUAUAAUUCAUUAAUCUGUAUCUGUGCAACAAGAACUAUAAUUUCCAACAGCAUUUUUAAAGUUGUUUUGCUUAUUCUGUACAACCAGAUUUUCAUUCGCAACGCAACAUUUACAAGCAGACGAGCAAGCGUAAAAAAAAAUCCGCCAUGCCUUCUAUGGUCGUGGAUUUGCAGAACCGUGGAAGCGGCCGCGGCGUUCUUCCCAACCCUGCGCGCUGGUCCCGUUUCGUCGUACCUGGGAAAAGUACGGCAAAAAUUUUUCUCUCUGUUGUGGCGUUGCUGCACCAAUUGACCUCGGCAGCCGCCUUGUUUUCAUCUCUACCGGGUCGCUCUGGCAGUCGAUCUCGGCGACCUUCUGGAGGAGCAUCAAGUCGGGGUCGGGCAGGCGAUGCUGUUCACACCAGCGGCGCUUCUGUCGUGGAGUCUGGUGCAAUCUUUAUGGCUCAGCAGCACGCAGCUCCGGAGGACUUUGCUGGUAGUGCUACAGAUACAGCCUCUUCUUCUUCUACUGCGAGAAACAUAAAUCAAGCCACGCAACACGGAGAACGUGGUGGGGCUGUGCAAUCAGGUGGGCAAGAUGAGGGUGCAGUAGCUCGACCUGUUCUGGAGAUUACUCACG
Molecule: messenger RNA, 721 nt
Organism: Amoebophrya sp. A120
Lineage: Eukaryota; Dinophyceae; Syndiniales; Amoebophryaceae
Source: the annotation of a GenBank genome assembly